This is a messenger RNA of Adineta ricciae, 1083 nucleotides long. The record is from the annotation of a GenBank genome assembly. NCBI's taxonomy places the organism in Eukaryota, Metazoa, Rotifera, Eurotatoria, Adinetida, Adinetidae.
AUGAUAACAAUUUUAACAGCAACUUUAAAUUUCAUUAUUAUACAAUUGAUAAAAAACAUAUUGAAAACGAUUUNAGCCGCAACGACAGUAGUCAGUGGUGAUUAUGGUACGGGAUGGAAUCAGUUUCAUGGCAUGGAUGCUAUGAGCGUUGAUGCGAAUGGUAGCAUUUAUAUUGUUGAUAGUUACAAUAAUCGUGUCAUGCGAUGGUCACCUGGCGCUACCAACGGAACACUUGUCGCUGGAGGUUACGGGAGUGGACGUAAUGCUAAUCAGUUAAAUCGACCGUCUGGUCUGUUUAUGACACACAAUUCAUCAAGCAUUUGGAUAGCCGAUACGAUAAAUAGUCGUAUUGUACGGUGGGAUUCUUCAGCGACAGGCACUGUUGUUUGUGGAAGUUAUGGAUCAGGUGCAAGUCAGUUCUAUUAUCCACUGGAUUUGUUCAUUGACACAAGUGAUUCGAAUACAUUGUAUGUUGCUGACACAUAUAACCAUCGAAUUCAAAGAUGGCUGUCGGGUGCAACCAGUGGCACAACUGUGGCAGGACAAACAGGCACUUGCAAUAAUGGAUACAAUCAAUUAUGCUAUCCAGGAGCAGUUGUUGGAAAUGGGAAUGGUUACAUAUACAUUGCGGACACUUCCAACGAUCGCAUUAUGAGCUGGGUGGUAGGAGCGACAUAUGGCACUGUUAUCGCUGGUGGCUCAGCAACUGGAGUUUUGCCAAAUCAAUUCUUUCGUCCGAGAAAUCUUCAAUUGGACGCAAGCGGAGCCUUAAUCGUUGCCGAUAUGUUUAACAAUCGUGUGCAGAAAUAUUCUCCUAUUUGUGCAUCGUGCACGACCCCUGCAUCAACAGCGUCUACGAAUCAAUCAGUAACAGGUCCAUCGUCAUCAUCAGUUAUUACUCUUGCAACAUCAACUACAAGUGCAGGUUCAUUCAUGGCAUCUGCUAGUUUUGCUAUUACAACUUCGACACUGAGAAUGACAACCAGAACAGAAGCGGAUGGAGGCAUUUCUCUUGCUAAUCGACACUCGUUUGCACGGAUCUUCAUUCUGGUCUAUCCCAUUAUUUGCGUCAUCGGUAACUAG